Abrus precatorius (Indian licorice) is the source of this 2287-nucleotide messenger RNA. RefSeq names its product bZIP transcription factor 46-like. The record is from RefSeq and is a predicted model, not a curated record. Gene Ontology annotation, biological process: positive regulation of DNA-templated transcription. The coding region runs from base 307 to 1608 and encodes 433 amino acids. Gene Ontology annotation, cellular component: nucleus. The transcript has 5 exons. Lineage: Eukaryota; Viridiplantae; Streptophyta; Magnoliopsida; Fabales; Fabaceae. Gene Ontology annotation, molecular function: DNA-binding transcription factor activity.
AGCCCAAGUCACAGAGCGUCUCCUUAAAUCUCGACUCGUGUCGAGGCAGCACAAGACACUUGUCGACUCCACCACACUUCCCAAUCUCAAGAUCGCUGCGACACGACACUCUCCCAAGUCCAACGUUGAUGAACAAAUAAGCCCAAACAAAAACACUAACCCAAGAUCUAAAUCCAAGGAAAUCAUUCCAAAGCACAAUCACUGAAAAUACCACAUGAUCUACUUGGGCAUGAUUGAUAUGUAAGACAAAGUUUGCUUAAGUAAAGCUCUUACGUCUACUUCAAGUCUUAGAAAGUGGGGUCAAAGAUGAACUUUAGGAACUACGGUGAUAAUAACAACCCCACUUGGGAUGCAAUGGGUGGGAAGCCACCAGCAAAUGUUACUCUGAUGAGACAGCCCUCAAUAUACUCCUUGACAUUUGAUGAGUUUCAGAACACAAUGGGUGGGAUUGGGAAGGAUUUUGGGUCAAUGAACAUGGAUGAACUCUUGAAAAACAUAUGGACAGCUGAAGAGACUCAAGCCUUGGCAUUUUCAGCUGGUGGAGGAGAAGGUCGUAACCCAAGUGGUACUUUGCAAAGACAAGGUUCUCUAACAUUGCCAAGGACUCUUAGUCAGAAAACAGUUGACGAGGUUUGGAGAGAUUUGAUCAAAGAUAGUGCUAGUGUGGGCAAAGAUGAAAGUGGAAAUGGCAAUGGAGGGGGUUCAUCUGUGCCACAAAGGCAACCAACAUUGGGAGAAAUGACUUUGGAGGAGUUUUUGGUGAGAGCUGGUGUUGUGAGAGAAGAUGUGUUUCCACAAGUUGGAAAACCAAAUGACAACAAUAAUGGUUGGUUUGGUGACUUUCAUAGACCAAACAAUAACACUGGUCUACUUCUUGGGUUUCAACAACCAAAUAGAAAUAAUGGGAAUUUGGGUGAUAGGGUGGUGGAUGGUAACAACUUUACUCCUAAACACCCUUCUCCUUUAUCAUUAAACUCAAAUCACUCUCAGCAACGACAAGUACAGCCACAACAACAACAGCACCAGCCACCGCCACUUUUCCCAAAACCAACCAAUGUAGCUUUUGCUGCUCCUCCUAUGCAUUUACUAAACAAUGCUCAACUUACAAGCCCUGGCAGAAGGGGAGGGUUGAUUGGUGUUUCUGAGCAUUCAAUGAAUGGUGCAUUGGUUCAAAGUAGUGCGGUGGUUAGUGUUGGAAUGGUUAGUUUAUCCACGGCUAAUGUCACAGCAUCUGGGGCUUCUCCAUCAAGUAAAAUAUCACAGGAUGUAAUUACAAAGAAUAGUAAUGUAGAUACUUCUUCACUUUCUCCAGUUCAUUAUGUGAUCAACAGAGGAAGGAAAUGCAGUGCUGUAGAGAAAGUGGUUGAGAGGAGACAAAGGAGAAUGAUAAAGAAUAGAGAAUCAGCUGCUAGAUCACGGGCUCGCAAGCAGGCCUACACUUUCGAACUAGAGGCUGAAGUGGCAAAACUCAAGGAACUAAACAGAGAAUUACAACAAAAACAGGUAGAAAUUAUGCAAAUGCAGAAAAAUAAGGAUAUGGACCCUGCAUGCCGGCCACGGGUAACUAAAAUACAAUGCUUGAGAAGAACACUUACUGGACCAUGGUAAACUAUUUGAGUCUCUUUGUUUAUAAGCGACAGCUAUACGAACGAAGGCAUUGUUAUGUCAUAAGGACUGGAGUAUGUAUGUGAGAUUGAGGUAAUUGCAGUCCGAAGCUAUAUAGGGUGCUGAUAUUUUAUGUAUAGGCCACUAGGAGGGUUGAGUUGUACAUUAAACUUGUAUCUUUGGAUAAUAAACUAUUAUAUAUGCUUGAAUGCUAUUUUCUUUUCUGUUGCAGGAUGAUAAGAUAACACAAGCCUAUUGGACUGUCUCUAACUUUUUUGUAGAAUUUAAGUUCUAGUCAUAGCACACCUUUCAUGCCUUAAUCAAAGGAGUGGGAUUCCCAUGUAUUUCCCACAAGUCAUGCAUAGUUAAUGGGAGUUGAUUUAUUUGGUUGACCCUUUUCUCAUAACAAACUUAGUUUUGAUUGUAGGAGUUUCUCAGUUGACAAUGUGUAUUCUUAUUGUAAGUUUUUAUGGAUAAAAUAUAGAUUCUUCUUAAUCUAAACUUUUGUAUAGAAAGAGAAAAUGAAUUCCCUAUAAUUUCUUUCAUUGCCAUUGCGUGAGAGUCUGAAAUAAGGCGUUAUCAUAGUGUUCGUUUUCUUCUCGGAUACACGUGGAAUUUGGAGAGCAAUUGGAGGGUUAUUAUUAGUAGGCAUCAUUAUUAUUUGGCACAAUCGUUCUGUUUU